Paramecium octaurelia is the source of this 1384-nucleotide messenger RNA. The record is from the annotation of a GenBank genome assembly. Lineage: Eukaryota; Ciliophora; Oligohymenophorea; Peniculida; Parameciidae.
AUGAUAAAUUUAAAAGAAGAAUAACGAAUUGAAAAAAUUAAGUUGGUGAACAUUUUUGGAUUACAUUUUAAAUACACUCUUAUCCUAAUUAUAAUUAACACUUUGAUAAAAACAUAAGGAAAUGAGUCUUUUUAUAUAACAAUUACGUAAUAUUUAACUCUGAUGAUUUUUGCCUUUAAUUUUAUUGCUGCAACCUUUUUAGUGUGUUUAGAAAAAGAAUUCCCAAAAUUGGAGUAUUUCCUAAUCUAUACUGUAAAUAUUUUUGUAUUUGUUAUUCUUUUGGUUUAUUCAUUAAAUUACUACCUAAGCAUGCAGAACGAUGAUCCUGCCCUUCAUUUAUACAUUAAAGCCUAUAUGCUAAUCUUAUUACAAAAGGUAUAUACCUAUUCUUUAUGUAUUUUACAAAUAGGAAAUUGAGAUAUUGAUCAUCAAGAUUUUUCCAUUAGAGUUUAUGAACAGAUUUGUGAAUAGCUUCACAUCUUGUAUUAUAGCAGCCUUAAUUUUGUCUCACGAGGACAAUUAUGAAUGCCAACAUAGAUACUCUAUGAUAUUGUUGUCUUUGCUUUUAACUAACCUAUUGACAACUAUUAUAAAUGUGAUAUUUACACUAAUUCUAUUUAAUUAGAACAAAUAAUAAAAAGAAAUCAGAAACUUUGCAAAGUAAAUAUCGAUUUUGAUAAUCAUAGUAUGUUACUAACAGUAUUGUUUAUAAUUCAUAUUGCACAAUAUAUUUUUACAUUAUUUAAAACCAAUAAUAAGAUUGAUUAGGAAUGUAACUGUUUUAGAUUCAUUUUUGCAAUCCAGAAUUAUGUUGCACCCAUAAACUUGAUUUGCUUUUGCUCUGUUAUAGUUUUGGAGGUUCAAUAUUUUAAAUAGAAUUUGGAACAUUAAAAUUAAUUGGAAAAGAACGAUGAAUAAAAAAAAAUGUGUAUAUACUUACAAUUUAUAUUGAUUUAGAUAGUGCAAACAUUUAGAUUUCAUAAAAUUAAAAAUUGCAAAAUAAACAAUCAAUGAAGAGUUUGAGUUCUAUUGCCAAUCCAAUGGAAGCAAGUUCCAAGUAUUAUUAGCAAACGCCAAAUUUCAGAGGGUAUAUAGAAAAGUAUAUUUUAGUGAAAAAGUAGAACCAAAAUUAUAAAAAAUGGGAACAAGUUAAUUUGGAGAAUCAUAGCAUAAUCCAUAAAUGAUAAAUUCAUGGGGGAAUGUCUAAAAUGGGAAACUAUUUGCGUUCUCAAUUAAAGAAUAAAACGAUAAUAUCGAAAGUCAAAGAAAAGGAAAUAAAUAAGUUGAUGAAAACUUUAUUCGACAAGAAGAAUCAUAGAUGCCAGAGAUACUCUCAUAAGUAAAUAACCCUAUGGAGUCUGGAAGUGUGAUUACAAUUCAUUGA